Molecule: messenger RNA, 1740 nt
Organism: Paramuricea clavata
Lineage: Eukaryota; Metazoa; Cnidaria; Anthozoa; Malacalcyonacea; Plexauridae
Source: the annotation of a GenBank genome assembly
AUGGGGAGUAAACGAGUUGCUGCCCUUCGACGCUUGGAAGCACACAACGCCAGUCCAGGGGAAUCUAAUCGUCAUGAGAGAGAGUCGCAUAGUUCCCGCCAUACUCAUAGUCAACAUGAGUCUCGUUCACCUUCGAAUAGUCGUGAUCGCGAGGACCGUUUAACGUCAAAGAGACGCUCGGAAGAAAGACCACGGUCACAGGAAAGUCGGGACGAAGCGCCUAGUUGGGCAAAGGAAUUGCUGGCCCUAAAUAAGGAUACCGAUUGCCGUCUAAAAUCACUUGAAGGCGAGGUCAACGGAAACGUGUUAGUCGAAAGCGGGAACGCUCGCCAGUUCCAGAUUUUAAAUACAAGCGAAAUCGCACACAAUACAAGUUCAAUCGUAAGGUAUUAAAUACGAUUGAAACUGCACUCGAGGGGUCAGACGAUGAGGAACGCGAUCAAGCUUUAACCGAAGGUAAGACUCUUAUUUGUGAAAGGAAUAAGCACAUAAAAUUAGCAGAGAAAUUCGGGUGGGAAACGGUAGAGUGCUAUGUUGACAAGCCCUUAGCGAGCGAUUCGGAGGACCAGAAACGCAUACGGCGCGCUAUAAAAGAGGGUAAGGCGUUGAAAGAGGAGAAAAGAAAGUCCCUGAAGUUUACAAAAACUUCGUCUACGGCUUCACGCGUUUUCUCGACCGACGCGAAUCGAACGGAAUCGAGUAAUCGUAUUAUUCUGAAGAAAUCAGGCGGUACAAGCUUCGCACGUGACGGGAAUUGUUUUCGCUGCGGGCGUCCAGGACACCUUGCCCGGUUUUGUAAAAACAACAUCGGAAGUCCAAACCCAGCUAAAAACAAUUAGUAGGGAUGUAUCCCCGGAAACAGACAGUCAUAUUAACAGUAUUAGCAAUUUUAAAAACAAUAUCGAUGAAUUACAGUUGGCUUGUUUAAAUAAACGUUUUGACAAUGACCAAUUGGUCGCUGACGUUAAAGGUCGCUUGAAAGCAAACAUUUCAUUCUGGGAAAACAUUGGGGCUUCAAAUUGGGUUUUGGGAAUUAUUCGUAAUGGUUAUGCACUACCGUUUGUGGAACAACCACACGCAGCUGAGUUCACUAAUCACAAAUCAGUUGCACGUAACGAGGCUUUUGAGACUGGUGAGCUGAAACGCUUAUUAAAAAUUGGAUGUAUAAGGGAAGUCUCAAAAAGUGAAGCAUGUAUUAUAUCGCCCCUUGGGGUGGUGUCUAACUCAGAUAAGAACCGGCUGAUUUUAGACUUGCGUUUUGUUAACAGUCUCCUAAAAUCCUAUCGUUUUAAAUAUGAGGAUUUACGAACUUUUAGAGAUAUAUUUCAAUCAGGUGACUGGUUCUUUAAAUUCGACUAUAAGUCUGGAUACCAUGGUGUUGAUAUUCUCCCUCAACACCAGCAAUAUUUGGCAUUUGCAUGGGAUGAAGGACAUGCCAAGAGAUACUUUGUUUUUACUGUACUCCCAUUUGGUUUGGCUACAGCCCCUUAUGUUUUCACCAAAAUCCAAAAAGCUUUGGUAAAACAUUGGCGUGCACAAGGAAUUAGAAUUUUUACAUACUUGGAUGAUGGUAUUGGUGGGGGGCCGACAGAGGAAGUUUCAAGAAAAAUUUCAAGAAAAAUCCAAAGCGAUGUGGAAUGCAGCGGAUUCUUGUGGCACCCUGAUAAAAGUGUAUGGGAGCCAUCCCAGCAAGGGGAAAUACUAGGAUUUCUAGUCGACUUAAAGAAAGGGUAUUUCUGA